This is a messenger RNA of Podospora anserina S mat+, 2154 nucleotides long. RefSeq lists its product as uncharacterized. The record is from RefSeq and is a predicted model, not a curated record. Gene Ontology annotation, biological process: mRNA processing. The transcript is spliced from 2 exons. Lineage: Eukaryota; Fungi; Ascomycota; Sordariomycetes; Sordariales; Podosporaceae. Gene Ontology annotation, cellular component: nucleus. The coding region runs from base 1 to 2154 and encodes 717 amino acids. Gene Ontology annotation, molecular function: RNA binding.
AUGUCCUACAAGCGUUCGCGCGCCGCUUACGAAGCCGACCUCACCACCCAGCAAUCCCCAUACGUCUUCUUUGGGACUCCGCUCCCACCACUUGAUCCCGAUGUGCGAGACGACGGCUCCUACGUGCCAAUAUGGAAGCAGGAGGUGAGGGAUGAGCGCGGGCGCAAGAGGCUUCAUGGCGCCUUCACCGGAGGCUUCAGUGCAGGAUAUUUCAAUACAGUUGGCUCCAAAGAAGGGUGGAUGCCCUCGACAUUUGUAUCUUCACGUACGAACCGCCGGAAAGAUGACCCGAAAUCCGCUCAACAACGUCCCGAGGACUUCAUGGACGAAGAAGAUCUUGCCGAUGCCGAAGAGGAUCGGAGAAUACAAACCAAAGCAGCCUUUGCUGGCCUGGGCUCCACCAAAAAUGACGCGUCAAGAGCCACAGGGCUUAUGGGCCUGUUCCGAGCUACCGGGGAGACAAUGGGCGAAAAGCUACUGAAGAAAAUGGGCUGGAAAGAAGGGCAAGGCAUAGGUCCCAAGAUCAGAAGGAAAGCUCGCCUCGAGCUUCGUAGCGAUUCGAGCGGCCCUGGAGAGACAUAUUUGUUUGCUCCUGAGAAUGUGCCGAUGAUCUCCUUUGUGCGCAAAACAGACCACAAGGGAUUAGGUUAUGGAGGCCAUGCUAGACUGACACCUAUUGGAUCUUCCAACAAAAACAACGGCGCCAGUCAUUCAGAUGACGAGGAUGACGACGAAACUAUGGGUGGCUUUGGAAAGCCUCGAUAUACACUGCCGACAGACCGCAAGAAGAAGAAGGACAACAAGCCGCGAGGUGGCAUUGGCAUAGGUAUCCUGAACGACACGGGCUCUGAUGAUGAGGAUCCCUACGAGAUUGGGCCCAAGAUAUCCUACAACCGAGUGGUAGGGGGUGAUAAAAAGAAGAAAAAGGCGACGACCACGAUCAAUCCUGCUGUCAAAGCGCCCCUGUUUAGGCCGUCGAAAAAGACAGCCCUAGAGAAAAUCGCUCUAGGUGUGCGAAAAUGUCACGAUGGACGACUGCCCCUCGAUGGCUUUGUGUUUGGCAAGGAACCAGAUGCGCUGACCUCGGCUAUCAGCAGCGAAGGCAAGUACCCGCCUCCUCAGGUUCCGCCAGGCUGGGUCUCUUCGAAGAAACCCAAAUCCCCAGCGGGCGGUCCGGCGGAAUUUGUAUCAGCAGCAGAUGCCGCAAAGGCCUCGACGCUUGAUCCAAAGUCCCGCGCAGCCAUUCUCGGAGAGAAACAACUACCUGGAAAGUCAGUUUUCGACUUCUUGUCUCCUGCCGCUCGAGAACGGCUGGUUGCUGCUACUGGCCGAGCCGAUCUCCCUCAAGCCAAGGGCGAAGUCCCAGCGGAAUAUGCGCUGAGUGAAGAGGAGCGUAUGAACGAGUUGCUGAGUCGCGUUCCGAAACUCGACAAGGAGACAGCUGUCGCUGCUAUUUCCAGGGGAGUCAGCAGUGGAGCGCCAUAUGCGGACGACGAGAAGAAACGAGCGAGAUACAUUGCUUUCCUCGAGUAUCAGGCUGGAUUCAAACCCACCCCAGGAACCCAGCCUCCAAAAAUGAACAGCGAGGACUGGCUGAGAGAGCUGACCGAGUUUUACAACUGCGCUCGAAUCUUCAAGCCGAUGACUGGCUUCAUGGCCAGCAGAUUUACCACAUCUUCAACAACGAAACGAGGCAGCAGAGGUGAGGCUGGUCAGAAGGAUAUCCUCUCCAAGCCUCCGCCAAAGCCCCAGGACCCUUCCGAGGAAGCAGCGAAGCUUGGUAUGUUUGGACCCAUGACGAGGUCUGUUACCGACUUUUAUCCUACACGCCUUCUGUGUAAGAGAUUCAACGUCAGACCACCGGAGCAUGUCCAGCCAGAUGAGGAGCAUUCCACCAAACAGGCUCCUGGCGGCUCGUCAAGGUUUGAUGUAUAUCCCGAUCAACCGGUCUUUAGGCCUGAGAUUUUGACAACAGGUGGUGGUGUGGGGAUAAGUCGAGAGAGUUCCAAUGGUGAGGGCUCUGGCAAGUCAACUCCUGCUCCUGAGCCAGCGAUGGUAAUAGAUCCCAGCAGAAAUGAAGCGCUGGAAGGGAAAAGGGCAGGAGAGGAUGUGUUCAAGGCCAUCUUUGGUGACAGUGAUGAAGACGAUGACUAG